GCAGCUCCAUUAACCGGCAAAAAGCAGCAGAACCUGGAAGUCCACGGGGAGCUUGGAUGCCAAAGGGAGGACGGCUGGGUCCUCUGGAGAGGACUACUCACUGGCAUAUUUCUGAGGUAUCUGUAGAAUAACCACAGCCUCAGAUACUGGGGACUUUACAGUCCCACAGAACCGUCCUCCCAGGAAGCUGAAUCCAGCAAGAACAAUGGAGGCCAGCGGGAAGCUCAUUUGCAGACAAAGGCAAGUCCUUUUUUCCUUUCUCCUUUUGGGCUUAUCUCUGGCGGGCGCGGCGGAACCUAGAAGCUAUUCUGUGGUGGAGGAAACUGAGGGCAGCUCCUUUGUCACCAAUUUAGCAAAGGACCUGGGUCUGGAGCAGAGGGAAUUCUCCAGGCGGGGGGUUAGGGUUGUUUCCAGAGGGAACAAACUACAUUUGCAGCUCAAUCAGGAGACCGCGGAUUUGUUGCUAAAUGAGAAAUUGGACCGUGAGGAUCUGUGCGGUCACACAGAGCCCUGUGUGCUACGUUUCCAAGUGUUGCUAGAGAGUCCCUUCGAGUUUUUUCAAGCUGAGCUGCAAGUAAUAGACAUAAACGACCACUCUCCAGUAUUUCUGGACAAACAAAUGUUGGUGAAAGUAUCAGAGAGCAGUCCUCCUGGGACUACGUUUCCUCUGAAGAAUGCCGAAGACUUAGAUGUAGGCCAAAACAAUAUUGAGAACUAUAUAAUCAGCCCCAACUCCUAUUUUCGGGUCCUCACCCGCAAACGCAGUGAUGGCAGGAAAUACCCAGAGCUGGUGCUGGACAAAGCGCUGGACCGAGAGGAAGAAGCUGAGCUCAGGUUAACACUCACAGCACUGGAUGGUGGCUCUCCGCCCAGAUCUGGCACUGCUCAGGUCUACAUCGAAGUCCUGGAUGUCAACGAUAAUGCCCCUGAAUUUGAGCAGCCUUUCUAUAGAGUGCAGAUCUCUGAGGACAGUCCGGUAGGCUUCCUGGUUGUGAAGGUCUCUGCCACGGAUGUAGACACAGGAGUCAACGGAGAGAUUUCCUAUUCACUUUUCCAAGCUUCAGAAGAGAUUGGCAAAACCUUUAAGAUCAAUCCCUUGACAGGAGAAAUUGAACUAAAAAAACAACUCGAUUUCGAAAAACUUCAGUCCUAUGAAGUCAAUAUUGAGGCAAGAGAUGCUGGAACCUUUUCUGGAAAAUGCACCGUUCUGAUUCAAGUGAUAGAUGUGAACGACCAUGCCCCAGAAGUUACCAUGUCUGCAUUUACCAGCCCAAUACCUGAGAACGCGCCUGAAACUGUGGUUGCACUUUUCAGUGUUUCAGAUCUUGAUUCAGGAGAAAAUGGGAAAAUUAGUUGCUCCAUUCAGGAGGAUCUACCCUUCCUCCUGAAAUCCGCGGAAAACUUUUACACCCUACUAACGGAGAGACCACUAGACAGAGAAAGCAGAGCGGAAUACAACAUCACUAUCACUGUCACUGACUUGGGGACCCCUAUGCUGAUAACACAGCUCAAUAUGACCGUGCUGAUCGCCGAUGUCAAUGACAACGCUCCCGCCUUCACCCAAACCUCCUACACCCUGUUCGUCCGCGAGAACAACAGCCCCGCCCUGCACAUCCGCAGCGUCAGCGCUACAGACAGAGACUCAGGCACCAACGCCCAGGUCACCUACUCGCUGCUGCCGCCCCAGGACCCGCACCUGCCCCUCACAUCCCUGGUCUCCAUCAACGCGGACAACGGCCACCUGUUCGCCCUCAGGUCUCUGGACUACGAGGCCCUGCAGGGGUUCCAGUUCCGCGUGGGCGCUUCAGACCACGGCUCCCCGGCGCUGAGCAGCGAGGCGCUGGUGCGCGUGGUGGUGCUGGACGCCAACGACAACUCGCCCUUCGUGCUGUACCCGCUGCAGAACGGCUCCGCGCCCUGCACCGAGCUGGUGCCCCGGGCGGCCGAGCCGGGCUACCUGGUGACCAAGGUGGUGGCGGUGGACGGCGACUCGGGCCAGAACGCCUGGCUGUCGUACCAGCUGCUCAAGGCCACGGAGCUCGGUCUGUUCGGCGUGUGGGCGCACAAUGGCGAGGUGCGCACCGCCAGGCUGCUGAGCGAGCGCGACGCGGCCAAGCACAGGCUGGUGGUGCUGGUCAAGGACAAUGGCGAGCCUCCGCGCUCGGCCACCGCCACGCUGCACGUGCUCCUGGUGGACGGCUUCUCCCAGCCCUACCUGCCUCUCCCGGAGGCGGCCCCGACCCAGGCCCAGGCCGACUUGCUCACCGUCUACCUGGUGGUGGCGUUGGCCUCGGUGUCUUCGCUCUUCCUCUUUUCGGUGCUCCUGUUCGUGGCGGUGCGGCUGUGUAGGAGGAGCAGGGCGGCCUCGGUGGGUCGCUGCUUGGUGCCCGAGGGCCCCCUUCCAGGGCAUCUUGUGGACAUGAGCGGCACCAGGACCCUAUCCCAGAGCUACCAGUAUGAGGUGUGUCUGGCAGGAGGCUCAGGGACCAAUGAGUUCAAGUUCCUGAAGCCGAUUAUCCCCAACUUCCCUCCCCAGUGCCCUGGGAAAGAAAUACAAGGAAAUUCUACCUUCCCCAAUAACUUUGGGUUCAAUAUUCAGUGACCAUAGUUGACUUUUACAUUCCAUAGGUAUUUUAUUUUGUGGCAUUUCCAUGCCAAUGUUUAUUUCCCCCAAUUUGUGUGUAUGUAAUAUUGUACGGAUUUACUCUUGAUUUUUCUCAUGUUCUUUCUCCCUUUGUUUUAAAGUGAACAUUUACCUUUAUUCCUGGUUCUUAAAAGGUGACAAUUCAUUCUUUAACCCAGAUGGUCUUAAUUUGUAAUUAAUUUGCCUCCCUAAAGAGCAAUACCAAAUCACAUUUUUUUCAUGCCCCUAUCUUUAGCUGAACUUCACCCACUAUUAUGCUUAUGGUAAAAUUAAAUAGAGCAAUUUGGAAGUGAUUCCAAUUUUCCAGCAUUUCUUCAUUUGAUUCUCUUUUUUUAGUCUUAAAAUAAUGACUCCUAUUCAGACAUAUCAUUUUUCUUUUUUGUAAAUCCAGUGCGUUUUUAGUUAACCUUUAAAUAUGCUUUUUGCUUUCAAAAAUAAACCAGAAAACCUAUAUCCUAUGAUACAACUCUAAGUGUUAUCACUUGAUUCGAAAGGGUCAGAAGACCAGUUUUUUAGUAUCCUUUCCUCAUUCAUCCUGGAGAGGAUUGUGCAGGCACAUUAAUAUUGUGACCAAUCACAGAAUCUGGGAAUAUGAAGCUAUAAUUUUUUAAUUAAUGUCACAAAGCUCUAGUGCAAUCUAGUUGAAUGCAGAUGCCUGUGCCCAAAUAAUAAUUCAUAUAGCAUAAAUUGGAGUUGUGUGUUAAUGUGUAAAAAUUUUUGCCUGUACUAUCAUAUAAUUUAAUGUAUAUACACCAGAAACUAUUUUUCAAACUUUUUUUACUGCAACCAAUAGUUAAGAUUAUAUUUUACAUAUUUUGAAACACACAAGCUUAAUAGAAAUAAAUGCUUGUGAACAAUGCUUAGUCUUUUUAUGACAUAAUUUGAAAUUACCUAUAUAUUUCAUUCUAUUCAAUUUUCAAAUGUGGUCAUGAUCCACUAAAUUUAUUUCAUGGUAUACUAGUGGGUAGUAACCCAAAGUUUGAAAACCACUUUUCUCAGACAUAUAAAAGCAUACCAGAUGUUGAACAUUGAUAGUAUCAAAAGAUAGUCCCUUAGGGUUCUAAUUUUAAAAAAAUUUUCAAAGCAUUGUAGGGGAGUAGCUUUGUCUCAUGUUAAAUCACUCUUACCUUUAAGGAUCUGACACACUAUGUAAGAAAAAGACUUCAAGGUUGGAGGAGGAGAUUUUCCAUGACUUUUAUCAAAGUCUACAGUCUAUGUUGUGGGAGAAAAAUGUAGAAUAACAAAAUGAGUAAAAGUAUAGAGGCAAAACAAGCAUGUGUAUGAGAGAGAGAGAGAAAGCAUGGAAAAGAGGAAAUUCAUGGGGAUGAGCAAAAUGACUACUUCCAGUGCCACAGACUAGACUCAGUUGCUUCUCUUAUGUUAUUUUUUGAGACAAGGUCCUGUUCUGUCACCCAGGCUGGAGUGCAGUGGUGUGAUCUCCACUCACUGUGAUCUCCACUCACUGCAACCUCCACCUCCUGGGCUCAAGUGAUCCUCCCACCUCAGCCUCCCUAGUACCCAGGACUACAGGCCCAGGCCACCACACCCACUAAUUUUUGCAUAUUUAGUAGAGACGAGGUUUCAUCAUAUUGCCCAGACUGGUCUCGAAUUCCUGAGCUCAAGCAGUCUGCCUGCCUCAGCCUCCCAAAGUGCUAUGAUUACAGGUAUGAGCACCUGGCCUCAACUACUUCUUGAAGAUAUUUUAAAACUUUAUCUUAACAUUGUAGAGGGACUGGGUAUUAGUCAGUUGAUAAUGCCAAGAAGUGCAAUCUCUUUUAAUAGCAUAUCUAAGACAACCUAAUGUUUAUACUUCUGACUCAGAUUUCACUACUGGUUCUGUUGAGCUUUGUCAACUGAGUAAUUAUUCUUUUCUUUUUUCUUUCUUUGUUUAUGUUUUAGAGACAGGGUCUUAGUCACCUAGGCUGGAGUGCAGUGGUGCAAUCAUAGCUCACUGAAGCCUUGACCUCCUGGGCUCAAGCAAUCCUCCUGACGCAGCAUCCCAAGUAGCCGGGACCACAGGCACAUGCCACCCCCCACAGCUAUUUUUGUUUGUUUGUUUGUUUUUUGUUUUGUUUUGUUUUUGAGGCAGAGUCUCACUCUGUCACCCAGGCUGGAGUGCAGUGGCGCGAUCUCGGCUCACUGCAAGCUCCGCCUCCUGGGUUCCCGCCAUUCUCCUGCCUCAGUCUCCCGAGUAGCACCCCCAGCUAUUUUAAAAAAAAUUUUUGUAGAGAUGGGUUCUCAUCAUGUCGCCCAGGCUGUUGAACUUCUGGCCUCCAAAGGUGGGAGUUAUUCUAGCAGCUUCCCUGUGAUCUUCUCAUAUCUACUGGUGGAGUGGGAAAGAGUAGUUCAAACAACUCAGACAGAAAAUCUCGCUGGUGCAACAGUGGAGAGAAGGGCCAAGUACUUGUCCUGUUACU
Messenger RNA from Homo sapiens (human), 5061 nucleotides. RefSeq names its product protocadherin beta 13 (gene PCDHB13). NCBI's taxonomy places the organism in Eukaryota, Metazoa, Chordata, Mammalia, Primates, Hominidae. Gene Ontology annotation, biological process: cell adhesion; nervous system development; homophilic cell-cell adhesion. The record is from RefSeq and is marked reviewed. The coding region runs from base 206 to 2602 and encodes 798 amino acids. Gene Ontology annotation, cellular component: membrane; photoreceptor disc membrane; photoreceptor connecting cilium. Gene Ontology annotation, molecular function: calcium ion binding. The transcript has a single exon.